GUCCUGCCCCCAGACAUGUCCUGCUACGACCAGUGCCGGCCAUGCCUUCCAUGCCAGCCCUGUGGCCCGACCCCGCUGGCCAGCAGCUGCAAUGAGCCCUGCGUCAGGCAGUGCCAGAACUCCACCAUCGUCAUUGAGCCCUCUCCUGUGGUGGUGACCCUGCCCGGCCCCAUCCUCAGCUCCUUCCCGCAGAACACCGUUGUGGGAUCCUCCACCUCCGCUGCCGUUGGCAGCAUCCUCAGCUGUGACGGAGUCCCCAUCAACUCCGGGUGCUGUGACCUCUCCUGUAUUACCAGCCGCUACUGUGGCAGCAGGUGCCGCCCCUGCUAAAGAUGCCAGACAGUGCCCCAGACCAGGACCUCAGGAACUCAGAACAUGCUGCUGGACAAAAAUGAAUGGAAGAACAGACCUCGUGCUGUUGUUC
Molecule: messenger RNA, 424 nt
Organism: Cygnus olor (mute swan)
Lineage: Eukaryota; Metazoa; Chordata; Aves; Anseriformes; Anatidae
Product: feather keratin Cos1-1/Cos1-3/Cos2-1
Exons: 1
Coding region: 16-330 (104 amino acids)
Cellular component (GO): intermediate filament
Molecular function (GO): structural constituent of cytoskeleton
Source: RefSeq, a predicted model, not a curated record